Messenger RNA from Nerophis lumbriciformis (worm pipefish), 4852 nucleotides. It is a transcript of the gene fmnl2b, whose product is annotated as formin-like 2b. Gene Ontology annotation, molecular function: actin filament binding; small GTPase binding. The record is from RefSeq and is a predicted model, not a curated record. Gene Ontology annotation, biological process: cortical actin cytoskeleton organization; regulation of cell shape; cell migration. Gene Ontology annotation, cellular component: cytosol. Lineage: Eukaryota; Metazoa; Chordata; Actinopteri; Syngnathiformes; Syngnathidae.
GAGGGAGGAGGAAGGCUGGAGCGAGCUAACAAAGACUGGGAGGCCAGGAAGGAGAGACAAAGAGGAGGUGGCAACAACUCGCUUUCUUCAUGUGGGGGAGGAGAGGGGGAGGAUUAACCGGCUGAUCUGCAACACACACAUUUCUAUAUAGACACACCAAACACACACGCGGCUGAGCAUCAGCAGGAUCAACAUCAUCACCAGCGGUGGCGAGCCAGAGACAAAGAGUGAGACGGGGUGGGGAGUGGGGGGGGGAGAGUGAACGGGGACCAUUUCACCAUCUGAGGACAGACAGACGGAAGGACUGGCGAGAGGAUUGACGGACGGAUGUGAAGAGAGACAGGCGACCUGAAGAAGGACAGAGGGGAGGAGGGACGGACACACGGCCUUCACCACGUCCAGUUGUGUUCGAGCGCAAUGGCCGACCACAUGUUUGUGUGUGUGUGCUGAGUGUGUGUCUGUGGUGGGUGUGUUCUUCAUGCGAGUGUGAAGUGUGUGAGUGUGUGUGUGUGUGUAUGAUGGGGAACACGGAGAGCAUGGAGAGCCAGCUGGCUGUGAUCCGGUCCAGAGCUGCACCAGUCCGACUCCCAAUGCCUGAUGCCGCCGAGCUGGAGGAGAGGUUUUCCAUUGCCCUGAAUUCCAUGAACCUUCCUCCAGACAAGGUGCGUCUGUUGCGUUCCUAUGACAACGAGAAGAAGUGGGAGCUGAUCUGUGAUCAGGAGAGAUUCCAAGUGAAAAACCCUCCGCACACGUAUAUCCAGAAGUUGCGAGGAUUUCUCGACCCAGCGGUCACACGCAAGAAAUUCAGGAGAAGGGUCCAAGAGUCAACGCAGACACUCCGAGAACUUGAGAUUUCUCUUCGCACAAACCACAUCGGUUGGGUGAGAGAGUUUCUAAAUGAGGAGAAUCGAGGUCUGGACGUUCUGGUGGAGUAUUUGUCCUUUGCACAGUAUGCUGUCACGUUUGAUGGCGAGCAGUCAGAGUCUGGAGGAGAUGCAGCUUCUAUUGACUCUCCAUGGAGUCGGUCCAUAGAAGAUCUCCAUGGUGACUGCAGUCUCCCUUCCCCGUCCUCCUCUGUACCCAGAACAGCACGACACUCCAUCAGUAGUUCCACGUUGGUGACUCGCUCCAACACGCUGCCCAGUAGUCGCACUCUGAAAAAUUCCAGACUGGUGUGUAAGAAAGAUGACGUCCACGUGUGCAUCAUGUGUCUUCGAGCUAUCAUGAACUACCAGUACGGUUUCAACAUGGUCAUGUCUCAUCCACACGCUGUAAACGAAAUUGCUCUGAGCCUCAACAACAGGAAUGCAAGGACAAAGGCUCUCGUGUUGGAAUUGUUAGCGGCGGUGUGUUUGGUCAGAGGAGGACAUGAGAUUAUCUUGUCUGCCUUUGACAACUUCAAAACGGUGUGCUCAGAGUCGAUGCGUUUUGAGAAACUCAUGGAACACUUCAAAAAUGAAGAUGACAACAUUGAUUUCUUGGUGGCCUGCAUGCAGUUUAUUAACAUUGUGGUCCACUCAGUGGAAGACAUGAACUUCAGAGUUCAUCUGCAGUACGACUUUACCAAACUAAACCUGGAUGAACACCUAGAGAGGGUGAAGCACACAGAGAGUGACAGACUGCAGGUGCAGAUUCAGGCAUAUCUGGACAAUGUGUUUGAUGUCGGGACCCUGCUUGAAGAUGCAGAGACCAAAACCGCUGCAUUGGAAAGAGUGGAAGAAUUGGAGGAGAACCUGAGCACAAUGUCGGAACGUCUGCUCGAUGUGGAAAACGAAGCAAUGCUGAAGAUCGUCGAACUUGAGAAGCAGCUGAUGCAAACCAACAAGGAGCUGGACCAGCUUAGAGAUGUAUAUGCCAACACCAACACACAGGUACACACACUGCGGCGGAUUGUUCGGGAGAAAGACCAGACUAUCCGUCGUCAGAGUCGUCUAGAGCGUCAGGCCCAGGAGGCGCAACAAGCAGGAGGCCCUGGAGCUCCUCAACCCCAAAGAGGGGAAGGUGAUGGGGGUGUGGUCAAUUGUGCCUCACCCUCACCUCCCCCCUGCUCCAAUCUCUCCCCCAGCCCAGAAACGGUCGCCUAUCAUGCAAUGGGAUCAGGAAUGGGGGGAGCUCUAGAUAUGCCAUCCUUACCCGUGCCUCCUCCACCGCCACCCAUGCCAGGUUCGGUGUCCAACGGGUUGUACCCGGCACCGCCACCCCCUGCUCCCCCUCCUCCCCCACCUCCUCCGCCCCCUCCAUGUCGGACUAGCGAGCUCUCGUCCACUCUCCCUAUGCCUCCUCCUCCUCCCCCAGUGGCCCCCCCACUUCCAGGGUCAGGAGGGUCACCCACGGUCAUCUUCAACUCUGGGCUGGCAGAGGGACCACUCAAGUUAUUCUCGGUGAAGAUAAAGAAACCAAUCCAGACCAAGUUUCGGAUGCCAGUCUUGAAUUGGGUUGCUCUGAAACCGAGUCAGAUCAACGGCACGGUCUUUAACGACAUUGACGAUGAAGCCAUCCUGCAGGAUUUGGAUGUGGAAGUCUUUGAGGAGCUCUUUAAAACAAAGGCUCAGGGUCCAGCCAUGGAUUUAACGCUAUCCAGACAGAAACUUCCUCAGAAGGCUGUGUCUAGAGUUUCUCUGCUGGAGGCCAACCGAGCCAAGAACUUGGCCAUCACACUGAGAAAGGCUGGCCAGGGCCCAGAGGUCAUCUGCCGUGCCAUCCACACGUUUGAUCUGCGGACCGUUCGAGUUGACUUUGUGGAGUGCCUGAUGCGUUUCCUGCCGACAGAAGCCGAGGUGAAGCUUCUUCGUCAGUACGAGCGAGACCGAAAACCUUUGGAGGCACUGAGUGACGAAGACAUCUUCAUGAUCCAGUUCAGCCGCAUUGAAAGACUCAACCAGCGCAUGUCCAUUAUGACCUUCAUGGGCAACUACUGUGACAAUGUGCAACUGCUAACACCGCAACUCCAUGCCAUGAUUGCUGCAUCCGUUUCCAUUAAAUCAUCUCAGAAACUGAAGAAGAUACUUGAGAUCAUCUUAGCGCUUGGGAAUUACAUGAACAGCAGUAAGAGAGGUGCUGUGUAUGGAUUCAAACUACAGAGCUUAGACCUGCUCCUGGAGACAAAAUCGACUGACAGAACCCAGACGUUGCUUCACUACAUUGCCAAUGUGGUCAGAGAAAAGUAUCCUGCAGUGGCGCUCUUCUUCAACGAGCUGCAUUACGUGGACAAGGCUGCUGCAGUGAGUCUGGAGAACGUGUUGUGUGACGUGAAGGACCUGCAGAGAGGGAUGGAACUCACCUGGCGUGAAUUCAGCAUGCUGCACAACUCCACCUUGAAAGAUUUCAUCAGCAGGAAUGAAUCUCGACUCAACAAACUUCAGGAGGACGCACGCAUCGCCCAGGACGCUUUUGAAGACGUGGUGAAAUUCUUUGGGGAAAGCUCGAAGACAAUGCCGCCAUCCGUCUUUUUCCCCAUUUUUGUUCGAUUCAUCAAAGCUUACAGGUUGGCUGAGGAGGACAAUGAACAGCGGCGGCGUCAGGAACAGAUGAUGUUGGAGAAACUGGAACAGGAGGAGCAGCAGCAGCAGCAGGAUGAAGAAACCAAGUCGCCAUCUCACAAGGGCAAACGGCAGCAGCAGGAGCUGUUAACUGAGCUAAGACGACGACAGGGGAAGGACAGCCGCCAUGUUUACGAGGGGAAGGAUGGCGCCAUUGAGGACAUCAUCACCGCAUUAAAAACCGGCCCCUUCACAGCUCGAUCAGCCAAACGUAGCUCUCGCUUCUUCUGUGACCCCGCCCACACUGAAGAACACUACUGAUGUUGGGCUCCCCAUGAAUUCAUGGCAACAAAUAAGCACUUUGAACAUUUGGACAUCAUGCGAUCUAAUUGGUCAGUUUGUGAACCAAAUUGUUGGAGCAUCCAUUUGUAUGCUGUCGAUCAACAAAGCACCGGAAGAUAAUUCCAUUGCAGUUAUGGUGAACAAUUGUUUUGUGUCCAGUUAAGAGUGAUGCAGCGAAUCGUAUAAAAUAGCAACAAAACGCACACACUCAACUUAAAGUGAGUCCCAUCAAAUUGUUGCGACGUUUCUAACAAUGUAGGAAAGGUUUUCCUGAAAGAAACAGGGUUCUACUUUCUACCGUAUUUAACGGAUUAACAACCACAUUCCACAUCAUGAAACUUUGUCAAAAUCAUCUAACAAACUUUCUGACUGAACCAUUUGAGAAUAAGUGUGUACGACACUUUGGAUCAUUCAUACCGUGAUUGACUUGGGUUCCAUUCCCGUCCGUCUCCUGGUCCUGCUGGCCUGUGUUCACUGAUCAUUUGUGUUAUGACAUGUUUACUUGUCCUUCACUUCUGUUCUGCGGUUUUUAUGCUCUUUCACUGACUCUGUAUUAAUGACAGUCUUUUUUGGAGUAAUUCUGAUUAUUUAUGUUGUGCAAAGAGCAUUUUUCGCCAGUAAGCAACCAUGCUGUUAGCAUUGACUUUUGGGUUGUUUUGAGUCGUUGUACUUUAUUUCUAUUGUCAUUUGUGUUCAUCAUCACUAACCUGUGAGGAGUGAUUGCAUUAUACUAAUUCUGAAGGUCAAAUCUACUAAAGCUAAACUUGAUAGCACACACGAAGCGGAUCUACAACACUUGUGCGGGUCUUACGUGAGCCAAAUAAGGAGUGCAAUCCAUUUGGCGUGUCUUUAAUGAAUAUGCAGAAUAUAUGCUGAUCGUCAAAACGCCCACAAUACUGGGAGAAGAUGCAAAUAUAAUCAUUCAACACGCGUGAUUUAUCAAGGCCGAUCGCUGUUCUGCGGGCACUAUUUUGCGGAUGUACAAACCCUGUUUCCAUAUGAGUUGGGAAGUUGUGUUAGAUGUAAAUAUA